UUUGGACACUGAACUUCUUGCAAAAUGGUUGUCACCCUGGACAUGGAACAACUGACUGCAUGGAUCCUAAACUUUUAUAACUUUUCUCUUCCAGGUGAAAUUACAUAUGUGUCAAUUCCCGAAAAACAGUUCAUGAUUCGACUGAAUCUUUAAGGCAGGGAAGCCCCGGGGGAGCCUAAUGCCAUAGUUGCCCUGGACCUCAUUUGUUGCACUAAAUAUACACCGUAAGUAUGGUAAGUGUUUGCAGUGGUGUCUUCCUAGCUGAGAAGUGACGGUUGGAUUAAUGGAUAGUUGACGGUUUUGGCUGUACAAGUGUAAUUUCAAAGUGCAUUAGGCCUAACGGGGAAAGCACUUGAAAAAAAAAAACGCGCCGACAGCUCGUACCUCUAGGGUGGUGUGGAAAUUGGGCUUAAACUUACAAUUAUCGGCAAAUGUAUUAAGGUAAGUUAUUGAGAAUACAAUUUUUCCUAACAAGAAAUCGUAAAUUGUAAACUUUUUGUUACAGGAGGGCCAAGAGUUUUAAUAUAAAAUCUGCAAGAUUUGUGAGGAAAAGACACUGGAAUCCAGAAUUAUAUGAAGUCAUAACAAGAACCUGGAACCCUUAUCAGUUUUUGAGAAAACCAUUAGAAUGUGAGAUCAUCUGACAGUGUGUUGUUCAAGUACACGUAAACAUAACCUAAAAAGUAAACAAACAAAGUGAUUCUCCAAGGAAAAACACUGUUUUCUUGCAAAACUCAAUUAAUUUCGCAAUUUAUUAAAGUAAUGCGAAAGAGCAACAUUACAAAUGACUUUUUGGACCGACAGCGUCGUGGUAUUUUCCUCACAAGUUCUGUUUUUCAUUGGAGCAUGGCUCUUUUUCAUGAAACAACUGUUCAAAGACUACGAAGUCCGGCACGUAAUGGUGCAGCUCAUUUUUAGCAUCACCCUGACUCUAUCUUGCACCAUGUUCGAACUGAUUAUAUUCGAAAUUUUAGGGUUUUUGGAGGCAAGUUCCAGAUACUUUUACUGGUGCUUGAUGCUGUAUCUACUAUUGUUUGUAGUUAUAGUGCUAAAUCCUUUUUAUAUUGCUUAUUAUUGUAUAAGCAACAUUAGAUAUGUUAGGAGUGAUUAUGUUAAACAUCUCACCAUCCUCACUUGGCUAAUAUUCCUAGCAGUAUUUUGGAAAAUUGGAGACCCUUUCCCAAUCAACCAUCCAAAUCAAGGAUUCUUUAGCAUGGAAUCUUUAGUCUCCAGAAUAGGAGUAAUUGGAGUUACUGUAAUGGCCCUUUUAUCAGGAUUUGGUGCUGUCAAUUAUCCUUAUACUUCAAUGAAAUAUUUCAUGAGGGAAGUUUCAGAAACUGAUGUUUCAAAUAUUGAAAAAAGACUCAUUCAAACCAUGGAUAUGCUUGUUUUAAGGAAAAAGAAAAUUGCUAUAGCUAAAAAGCAACAUGUGAAAGUUGAUGCUGUAGGGAAAAAGGGUAUUUGGGGAAUUAUUUCUUCUGUUACAGGCAAUAGGAGUAAUGAAAAUAUAAACCAAUUAAAACUAGAAAUAGAUGGCUUAGAAGAAAUGAGCCGCCAGCUUUUCUUAGAAGUACAUGAAAAUCGCAAUAUGCUUGAAAGAAUUGAAUGGUCAAAGACCUGGAAAGGGAUUUACUUCAAUUUUCUAGGAUACAUAUUCUCUGGUUAUUGUUUAUGGAAAAUAUUUAUUUGCACAAUCAAUAUAGUAUUUGACCGAGUAGGCAAAAAAGAUCCAGUAACUAGAGGCAUAGAAAUAGCAGUUACAUGGAUGGGCUUUGAUUUUGAUGUUAAUUUUUGGUCUCAACAAAUUUCUUUUUACUUGGUUGGCUGCAUUGUUAUUACUUCAAUCAGAGGACUUUUGUUAACUCUGACAAAGUUUUUCAAUAGAUUAUCUUCAAACAAAAGUUCCAAUAUAAUUGUUCUUAUGCUGGCACAAAUAAUGGGCAUGUAUUUUGUGUCUUCAGUGUUGCUGCUUAGGAUGAACAUGCCAGCACAAUACAGAAUAAUUAUUACCCAAGUAUUAGGGGCCUUACAAUUCAACUUCUACCAUAGAUGGUUUGAUGUUAUUUUCCUUGUAAGCGCCUUUAGCAGUAUAAUAGCUCUUUACUUAGCUCAUAAACCACCUGUUAAAGAUAACAUGCUUUAAUGAAUAAAUACUUUGCUAUAUUGUUUUAUUUUUUAAAAAAAUCCAUAACUUAAUACAUAGUUGACUUAAUUAUAUAAUAUACAUGUCUAUUUUUUUGAAAUAAAAGUGGAUAAUCCUUCCAGCAAUCCUAUGUAAGCAGAGUGUUCAUAUGCUGUACUAUAACUGGAAAGUUUUUCUACAAAUUCAUUGCUCAGGCCUUUUUCUUCAAGGUAGUUCAAGAUCAGAUCGUAUAAG
Molecule: messenger RNA, 2377 nt
Organism: Ceutorhynchus assimilis (cabbage seed weevil)
Lineage: Eukaryota; Metazoa; Arthropoda; Insecta; Coleoptera; Curculionidae
Source: the annotation of a GenBank genome assembly